CAAAAUCCAGAACGUAAUAAUUAAGUUAAUAUGGAAGAUAUUAUUGAAACAUUUAACUUUUCUCCUGGUCCAUCGUGUUUGCCGAAGGAGGUGCUUUUAAAGGCUCAAGAGGAUACACUUAAUUGGAAUGGAUCAGGGAUUAGCGUAAUGGAAAUGUCGCACAGAUCUAAGGAAUUCAUUGAAAUUAUGCAGAACGCGGAGAAUGACUUCAGAGAGCUCAUGGAGAUUCCUGAGGAAUUUGAGAUCUUGAUGCUCCCGGCUGGAGGAUCUAUGCAGUUCUCAGCAGUGCCAAUGAACCUCUUAACUAAGAAUAAGAAAGCAAAUUACUUGGUCUUUGGCUCUUGGGGGAAAAGCGCUAUCAAUCAUGCUAAGAGAUAUGCUGAUGAUAUCACCGAAGUUGUUGACCCAGAUAGCAUUGGUAACACUAUUCCAGAUUUUUCUACUUGGAAGAUUGACCCUGAAGCCAAAUAUUUCCAUUACUGCGAUAAUGAGACUAUCUAUGGUAUUGAAAUCAAUGAUUUUCCAUUUGAAGAACUCAAAGACCAACUCCUGGUUUGAGAUAUGAGCUCUAACAUCUGAUCAAGAAAGGUAGACUGGAGCAAAUAUGGACUUGUAUAUGCUGCAACCCAAAAGAACAUUGGACCCGCUGGUGUCUGCAUGGUCAUCAUCAGGAAAGAUUUGAUUGAAGAACCAAUGACAAUAACUCCGGAUGUCGCUAGCUACAAGAAAUAUGCUGAUGCCCCAUAUAGAUGCUUCAACACUCCUUGAACUUGGUCAAUUUAUGUAUGUGGACUCAAUCUCGCCAUCAUGAAAGAGAAGGGUAUCGAAGCGAUUGAAGAAGAGGCCCUCCUUAAAUCCGGUAUGAUCUAUAAGGUCAUCGAUGAAAGUGACGGAUUUUACAUCAAUAGUAUUGAUAAAAAAUACAGGUCAAGACUUAACGUGGUCUUCAACAUCAAAGAUGAUAAAGAGUUAGAGGCAAAAUUUGUUGAAGAUGCUGCCAAGAAUGGCCUAAUUAGUGUAAAAGGACACAAGAGUGUUGGUGGGCUCCGUGCAUCAAUUUACAACUCGAUGCCUGUGAGAGGUGUAGAAAAACUAGCUGAAUUCAUGAAAAAAUUCCAGGAGGAAAAUCAACAAGGGUAAAAUGUA
Molecule: messenger RNA, 1146 nt
Organism: Moneuplotes crassus
Lineage: Eukaryota; Ciliophora; Spirotrichea; Euplotida; Euplotidae
Source: the annotation of a GenBank genome assembly